Thunnus maccoyii (southern bluefin tuna) is the source of this 3198-nucleotide messenger RNA. It is a transcript of the gene fbxl9, whose product is annotated as leucine rich repeat containing 29. Gene Ontology annotation, cellular component: SCF ubiquitin ligase complex. Lineage: Eukaryota; Metazoa; Chordata; Actinopteri; Scombriformes; Scombridae. The record is from RefSeq and is a predicted model, not a curated record. Gene Ontology annotation, molecular function: protein binding. Gene Ontology annotation, biological process: SCF-dependent proteasomal ubiquitin-dependent protein catabolic process. Bases 274 to 2241 code for a protein of 655 amino acids. The transcript has 11 exons.
ACCAGCUGACCAAACUGAAGUCGACGGAAAUGUACAGCCUAAUGGCACCGUGUAAAGUAGCUUAGUGAGAUGACAGCGGGCUACGCGUCUCUCUUCAUUGGCCUCCAUUGAUCUGAAAUUGCUUAUUUUAUUGAUGAAGGUGAGACGAGUAACUAGCCAUUAGCUUAUGUGAAACGUUAAAGCUAGUAAACAAGUCUGCAUACAGUGAAUGGGUCGCCGAUUCACUGGUCAUGGUCCACAGUCUUUUAUGAUGUAACUAAAGGAGAAGCUGAGAUGGAAGACAGCGAUGGGGAGGACUCUAUAGAAACACCUGAGCUGCCUCUGGAGAUCAUAGUUUACAUCCUGAGCUUUCUUCACGCUUCAGACAGAAAGGAAGCCUCUCUUGUCUGCCGCAGCUGGUACAAUGCCAGCCAGGACCUGCGCUUUCAGAAAAAUGUCACAUUUAGCUUCCCGGCUUCAGCCUCGUCCCUGGAGCUGGUCAGGGGUCUGGGCAGAAGGUCUCGCUGCAACCUGAUUAUCAGUCAGCUGGAUGGAUUCAGUGUGUCCAGAUCGCUGCUUCUGGAGGUGGGUCUGUGCCUGGGCUCUAAGUUGGAGAGCUUGGCCCUGCCUGGUAGCAGUAUAACAGAGGCCUCUCUACUGGCCCUCCUCCCUCGCCUCACCUCCCUCCGCAGGCUGGACCUCAGAGGUCUGGACAGUCUCUUCAUGUCCGGAGCUUUCCUCUCCAGGGAGGAGCACAGACAGCAGGUCAGUUCAGCUCUGUCUGGUUUGGAGGAGCUGGAUCUGUCCGACUUGCGCUACCUCUCCGACCUCACCUUCAACCGGCUCACCGGCUGCACCCCGUGCCUCCACCGCCUCUCUCUGGCCGGCUGCCAUAUCGCUUUCGAGUUCGACCCGUACCGAGGGUGCCCGGUGGGUGCUGUAGAGGACUCGUCUGCGUUACUGUCACUUAGGAACUUGCGGAGGUUGUUAACAGAGCAGAAAUCCACCCUCGUUGCUCUAGACCUCAGCAGAACCUCUAUCACCCCUGAGUCACUACGCACUAUUGCCCAGGUUCAAGGUUUGGUCUUAGAGGAACUGUGUCUGCACGGCUGUAAGGAGCUGACUGACUACUCAGUGGAGGUUCUGGUGAAGCACCAACCGAGCCUCAAGAGACUGGACAUCAGUGCCUGUACUGAGCUGACUUCCAGGGCUGUAGUUGCCAUAGCACGAGGCCUGAAGUCACUGACACACCUCUCUUUGUCCCGUGACUGGAGGAUCACUGAAAAAGGCCUCGCUGAUCUGCUGUCUGUGUCGUCCCUGAGGAGUCUGGAUCUGUCAGAGUGUCUGCACGUCAGCGGAGCAGAGAUAGUGAAAGGCUUGUCGGGAUCCGAUGCUGCCAGAGCACAGCUGGAAACGCUCAACCUCAAGAGCUGCACUUACAUUAGGGACGUUGCAGUGUUCUCUCUCACCAAGCUUCUUGGGAAUACUCUCCGUGAGCUGGACCUGACCCUGUGCGUCAAUGUGACUGAUUUGUCUGUGCGUGCUAUCACCACCUACUUGCAGGGGCUGGUAGUUCUGCGACUGGGCUGGUGUAAAGAAGUCACAGACUGGGGUCUGCUGGGGAUGAUGGAAACGACCAAGUGUGAGCCUGACGAGGAGAGGGGAGACAAGGGUCCCAGGUUCACCCGAACCUUUGGCAACAUGGGCUUCUUCAAGCCCCCUCGUUUGCCUUUUGAAGAGCGGCCCAAGCUGGUGACUCAGGAUGACCUGGAGCAGUUCAAACAGCAGGCGGGAGCUUCACUGUUAGCCCUUAACAGGCUGCAGGAGCUGGACCUCACUGCCUGCUGCAAACUCACUGACAGCAGCAUUGCACAGGUGGUACGCUACCCAGACCUCCAACGCCUGUCUCUCUCCAUGCUGCCAGAGAUCACUGACGCCAGCUUGUUGUCAGUAGCCUGGCACUGCCGCAGCCUCACCAGCCUGGCACUCAGCCACUGCCCACAAAUCAGUGACCACGGAGUAGCACAGGCUGCACCGUACCUCCACAGACUGCAGCAUCUCUACCUCUCCUGUUGUAACAACAUCACUGACAGAUCCUUGUUCCUUCUGGUGCAGCACUGUAAGCGGCUGAGAACACUGGACAUUUCAAGGUGCAAAAACAUCUCCAUUACAGCUGUGGACCUCCUUCAGUCACAGCUGCCCUUUUUAGAAAAUGUCCACUACAAAUUCAUAGGUGGGACGGAUCUUACUCUUACACUCUGACUGACUGACUGAAUGUCCUGGAUGACCACUGGACCUUUUCAAAAACAAAACCUGCGGACCAAAGCCCACUCUGUGAGCUGAGCUUUUGCACAUUUCAGUAAUUUGCGCCAGAUGUGAAGGAAAUGUAGAAAAGCUGUAAGAGUCACCUGUCAUCGAUACAUUGUCCUGUGAGUGAUUUUUCAACAGAAUUUCUCUUCUGUGUGGGCUGGUACUACAAGCUCUUGCAUGAGCCUGAUUUGGAUUAACAUCUGCAUGCAUCUGUACAUUUUCAUCCUACUGUUGUCCAAUGGCAGACUCAGGAACACGUGUUCAUGGUUGGAUUCAAACAAUCAGACAGAACAGGUUAGACUAACCAUCUUCAAAGAUCAUUAACUGUUGAGACAAGGGGAAAAGUUUGAAUUAAUUGAAUUUAUAUGGUGUAUCACCACUGAAGGUACAGAUUUUAUCUAAGGAAGGCAUUUUAAGGGGUUGUGUCUGUGUACAAUUACCUGUGCAAAUGAGAAACACAGAAACUGCCACAGUGAAAAGUAAAUAUUUUCACAGAAUCUCAUAAUGAGAAUGUGUGCUGUUUUUUUACUAUGUUUGUUUCUAGGAAGUACGUCGCCUAAAGGAGAUUGUGCUGGUUCUGUAAAUUGUCUCAUUGUAGCAAGAUAAUUUAUCCCUAGUUACAAGCCUAACAGGAUCUGAGAAAAACCAAAUGAUAGAACAAGCUGUCCCUUUGGCUAACCAAAGUGUCUCUAUUGGAAAAUAAAUUGUAGAUGAAAUUCCACAUGCUGACAAUCACAUUUUUAUUGCUUAACAUGAGCAAAAUUCCACCGUGUGAUUAUCACUAAAAAGGAAGUAAGACUUCAUUUAAUUGCUUGUUCUCGGCUACUUCCAUAUAACUCUGCUUGAGAUUUUUUGACAGUUCUGUGCUGCUACAGUAAAAAUAAAAAUGGGAUAUGAAGUGAAACAAGA